This is a messenger RNA of Bacidia gigantensis, 2319 nucleotides long. RefSeq lists its product as uncharacterized. Lineage: Eukaryota; Fungi; Ascomycota; Lecanoromycetes; Lecanorales; Ramalinaceae. The transcript has 3 exons. Gene Ontology annotation, biological process: polynucleotide 5' dephosphorylation; 7-methylguanosine mRNA capping. The record is from RefSeq and is a predicted model, not a curated record. The coding region runs from base 1 to 2319 and encodes 772 amino acids. Gene Ontology annotation, molecular function: polynucleotide 5'-phosphatase activity. Gene Ontology annotation, cellular component: mRNA capping enzyme complex.
AUGGGCCAAACGACCCCCAUGACACCUACGCCGACUGGCAGCACACCUGGCAGCUCCACUGGCUUCGGCUGGCAGCGCCCUGCUUCAUCACAUUCCGCCUCGACGCCUACUUCUGCUCAAUAUGGGGCUCAGCAUUUUUUUCGAGAGCCUUCGCAACCAACGAUGCUGCCCAACGGUGUUGGAAUGCAGCAUGGCCCCCCACACAUGUCUCCUCAGUCCAGUGCACCUUUAGGACCUCCGUCACUGAGGCCUAGACCGAGCUUGGAAAGGCAGCAGAUAUCGCCUGUACCAGAAAAACAUAGGAGAAACCUUUCCGGGGAGUUACGUACUCAGCCGUCCAACAACGAUCCGAAUUUUCCUUUCGCUUCACCUUCCAGGCCGUCAGUAUCACGUAAUAGUAGCUCAGGCUAUGAGAGUCGACACGACCGACAGAAGAGUGUUAGUGUGAGCCCAAAGACUAAGGCUUCUAAUUUGCCUCACUUUGACCAACAAGUGCUGCCAAGCGUUCAUGGAGACUUUCGUGGCGCGCAAUAUGCAUCAUCUUUCGGAAGUGAACACAAUCGCAAAAGUGAGCAAGGUUCGAUAAGUCAAGCUAGCGAGAGGCCAUCAGCGCGAAGGAUGAGCUCCAUGGGCAUUGACUCCAUGCUUAAUGCAGUACCUUCAGAUCAAACAUCGAACAAGAGGUUGAAGAGGUCAUCAAUUGACACACCUACAGAAAAUCUGUACGACAAGGUUGCAACGGUCUCACAACCUUCGAGUGAUAUGAUAAUGAGUCAUCAUACUCCACAACCCGUAUCUCCGUCCACACAGCCAAGUGUCAAGACUAGUCAAGACACCGUCAUGACCGACAAUACAUCAAGCCCAUCGCAGAGUGGCGUCCAAGAUCCAGUAGUCACGUCCGCUUCGGUGGACCGUAGCUCCAAUCACAAGACCAAGCAACCAGAUUUCUAUACUCAUCGCGCAAGCAAGGAAGUCGAGGUGGCUGCCUAUCCCAAAAAUACAGCCAGAGGUCUCCCACCGCAGAAACCUCAAAGUAAUAAAGAAGGCGCCUUUGUUGCCCCUGAUCAUUCAGCUACCAAGAGAGUCCAGGUAGAUCAGUCCGAAAAUAAACCAAGUCUAGAUCUUAUAGGAGCGAAGAACACUCGUCUGAGCGAAGACCGUGAGACUCUGCAGAAGAAGCGUGACAAGCCACCGCGGCUGCCGCAGCCCGUAUGGGCUCGAUCUGUGCUCGAGAACCAACGCAAACCCGGCGGAGGCCCAAUACGUCCCCAACGACCUUUCACCAAACAUAGUCCAAAGCAAGCAAAUGGCCAUAUAUCUAAUGGCGUAUCAGUGCCGGCUAGUCAACCACAGGACAAGGGACCGUUGGGUCACUGGGAGCCGAGUAUACUUAAUGUCAUACCGCUUGAUGAAGUGACAAGGUUUGUGUCUGAUUUCUUGUUCAUGGAGGUAAUGCAACACCUAGAAAUUGGUGUUGCUCCUGCCGGCGGUUCGGCUGGUGGAGGCGCCGUUCUGGAAAUCGAAGCCAAAAUAGGUCGACUGAUUGAUAAGAACACGAUGGACAGGAUUAGUAUUCCGGUCAUGACCGAGACUGUCUUUAACCGUAAUAGCCCAAGCCACCGGACACAUUUUGAAAGUUCUAUGACAGAGCUUCAACAUCGCGCUUUGAAUGAAUUUUUGAAUGAUGCUCUAAAAAAGACACUUCCCCCAAAACCAUUACCGCACAACCCCAACACAGCUCCGCAUCGACGAGUCAAGAUGGACUACAAGCAUACUAGAGAAGUCGACACGUUUUUCGAUCUAACGCAGCAAGGUCUCAUGGCUCUACCAGCUUCUCUCAAUGUCAAAAACAACAAGAUUAAGGUUCGAAUCACUCGCGAUCAAAAGACAGGCAACGAACUCGCGAGGAUCGUCAAAACAAGGCUUGCAGAUGUUGAAAUCUAUAGUCCCUUCAAUCAAGUAGAUUGGCGUGUUAGUGUCAAUGUCGAAAUGGACUUCCAAGGUGACUUGCGAGAUCUAAUCGAGACGGAUGAUCGAAACAGUAAGAGAACGGAACGCAACAAGGACAGGCUUAGCUACAAGCAUCAAGCGUAUCAAAUUGAUCUGACGCAGGUGACGCCAAGCGAAGGGUCAAGCUACAAGGAGCACGAAUUGGAGAUCGAAGUCUCGUCUGAAGAAGUUCGCAAGCAGGCGACUCUCCUACAGCAUCAGGAGCCUAACUCUCUUAUGGAGCUGAUCAGCGGCUUUGUCGACAAUGUACGGACGCUGGCAAGACAAGUUCCACACGACAACGUGCCUGCUCCAAUUUCGCUUCGGUGA